Messenger RNA from Bacidia gigantensis, 1041 nucleotides. RefSeq lists its product as uncharacterized. The transcript has a single exon. NCBI's taxonomy places the organism in Eukaryota, Fungi, Ascomycota, Lecanoromycetes, Lecanorales, Ramalinaceae. The record is from RefSeq and is a predicted model, not a curated record. The coding region runs from base 1 to 1041 and encodes 346 amino acids.
AUGCCAGAGACCAACUCGGUUGUGGCGAUGCGCAACCUGCUUGAUAUGAAUCAUAUUUAUAUUGACAAGGAGCUUGCUAGAGAACAAGGCAAAGCUAUCAUCACAGGAGCUGGCAAGAUUCUGGACGGUAAACGAGGAUCUGAUUGGUCUGGAUCGAAAGCAGGUAGGAUUCAGAGGGUAAUUCGUUACAACAAGGAUCAAAAUGAAGCCACGUUUAUCAACCAAGUCUUCAACGCGCUUUUAGGCUUCGAACGUACAGUGCCUGUGGACGAUAUAGACGCUAAUCGCGAUUAUAUUGAUGCUGCUUGGGAUAAAGACUUCCUGCGAUCUAAGUGGGAUACGGAAUUCGUUGGUGAUGGACCGCCAAAACUCACGAUUCCAGAGGGGGAGGAAAAGUUCUGGAAAGGCAUACUGGCUCUAUUUCCAAGGAUCACAAACCCUAAACCAGACAUUUCCUACUCUGUUGAUAGCACUGCCUACGAUGAACGCUUGAAGGUGAAAAUGCUUCUAGACGCUGCUCGUUGUCAACUAGGCGGCCGCGAAUGCUAUCAUACUUUUUUCGCUGUAGAGUGUAAGUGUAUAAACAGUUCCAUUCAAGCGGCAGAGAAUCAGGAUAUGACGGACGGCGCCACAAUGUGCGAGCAAUCUCGCCGCUGCCGCCGCGCCUUCAAGACAGGCAACAAGGAACGGUCGUCACAUUCCGUCACUGAACCCACCCCUGACAAGGAAAACUUCGUCUUCACGAUGGCAGUUGCACCUGACCAAGCAAAAAUCUACGUCAACUGGAUACUAGUCCAUCCACCAGCUAUCGAUACUUUUCACAUGCAUCACCUUAGAACCUACAUGUACAACGAUGAGGAUCAAAUCACUGCCCUCCACCACGAUAUCGACAAUAUCCUCGACUGGGGAAUUGGCAAGCGCAAGGAAGCUUUUGACACACUGGCCGAGGAAUGUGUCCUGAAAGGAAUCUUGCCCGAAGAGCCCUUGCCGGGGCCUCCCAAUGCGAAGAGACAAAAGACCGGCAGUGGAAGCGGAUCCUGA